Molecule: messenger RNA, 462 nt
Organism: Pollicipes pollicipes
Lineage: Eukaryota; Metazoa; Arthropoda; Thecostraca; Pollicipedomorpha; Pollicipedidae
Exons: 4
Coding region: 1-462 (153 amino acids)
Source: RefSeq, a predicted model, not a curated record
AUGCCCAAGAGCUUCAGCACGGGCGACAUCGCGCGCCUGCAGGAGGAGGUGGCGCCGCCGCGCCGCUCCUGCAGCACGUGGGUGGCCGUCGGUGACCUGGGCACCAGCUCGCAGCUGCCGUCGCCGCAGGCACGCCAGCAGCCGCCGGCCGGCCAGUCGCCCUUCUCUGCCGCCGACCUGGUGCGCGCCGUAAACAAGAAGGUACGGCAGGACUACAUCCGGCGGCGCCUGCAGACCGCCUUCAAGGCGCUGCGACGGCUAUCGCAGAGCGAGUUCAGCCUGGAGCAGCUGCUGAGCGGCGGCCUGCCUGCCUCUUGCACCGACCUCGAUCGGCGGGGCAUCACCGUGCGAGAGGUGGAUCGGGAGCGGGGCCAGCCGCUCACGCGCUACCAGCGCAACAUGAUGGUGUUCAACUGGCUCCAGACGCUCGACGACGACGCGGACGAGCUCAAGGUCGCGUAG